AUGCUGUGGACGCUGUUCCUCGGGCUCGUCGCGGCCCUGCUAAGGACAGGCAAGUGCUCCAUCGAUUCGUUAGCUCUGGCCGCGGCUCAAACCGCAAACGCCAUCUACCGAGAUUCGGAAACCGGGCUGGUCUUCUCUUCCAACUUCGCGCUGUACAAGGCGGACGGGCGCGGCAUCACCUACCGUGUAGCCAUCCCAGAUACGGCCCAGCAAAACACCGCAUAUGAUGUCGUCAUUCAGAUGGUCGUUCCCAACGACGUCGGCUGGGCUGGUCUUGCCUGGGGCGGUUCCAUGCCGCGGAACCCGCUGCUUGUGGCGUGGCGCGGCUCCAACAACAACGUGGUCUUGUCAUCCCGCAUGGCCAGCGGGCACGUCCAGCCCACCGAAUACUCGGGCGCGCAGUACACGCUCUUCCAGACGGGCACCAAGUCCAACUCGACGCACUGGCAGUUCACGGCUCUCUGCAAGGGGUGCACCGCGUGGCAGUCGUCCUCGUCGACGCGGUACCUGAACCCGCGCGGCGGCAACCGGCUGGCCAUGGCCUACUCGCCCACUAAGCCGUCCAACGUCAACAGCCCCUCAUCGAGCAUCCCCAUUCACGAAGUCCACGCGUACUGGUCGCAUGACUUCGCCCAGGCGGCCAACACCAACUUUGAGGCGACCGUGCAGAGGCUUACUUCGUGAGUGCGGAGACAUUCCGGGAGCUGGGAGGAUGGGAGGUGCUUGAUGCAAGAAGUGGUAUCAAGGGCAUCAGAGAGUUAGUUACCCACGACGUUAUAAGGCUUCGGGAGGGAUGCUGUACAUACUGAGACUGAGGAGCUAUAUGUAAGGGUCAGUAUCGGCUACUCACUUGCAUCACCGUCAUUUCCAUUGCCACUGUCAUGGAGUCGAUCCUGACCAGUUACAGUCAGCCCACCCUCUGCGGAGAUGAUCAUCCUUUGGCUGCAAC
Molecule: messenger RNA, 949 nt
Organism: Parathielavia appendiculata
Lineage: Eukaryota; Fungi; Ascomycota; Sordariomycetes; Sordariales; Chaetomiaceae
Product: iron reductase domain protein
Exons: 3
Coding region: 1-684 (227 amino acids)
Source: RefSeq, a predicted model, not a curated record